Molecule: messenger RNA, 3801 nt
Organism: Chrysemys picta bellii (western painted turtle)
Lineage: Eukaryota; Metazoa; Chordata; Testudines; Emydidae
Gene: USP50
Product: ubiquitin specific peptidase 50
Biological process (GO): protein K63-linked deubiquitination; protein K48-linked deubiquitination; Ras protein signal transduction
Cellular component (GO): midbody; extrinsic component of plasma membrane; cytosol
Molecular function (GO): cysteine-type deubiquitinase activity
Source: RefSeq, a predicted model, not a curated record
CCCUUCCAGUUCUAGGAGAUAGGAUAUCUCCAUUAUUUCUUUUCUUCUCUUUCUUUCUUCUUUACUCAUUAUGAAGGGGUUCUUUUCCCUUGUUUGGAUUUGCUCUUUUGUUGAUGAGUUCUAGGGCUCCUGCUUUGAUCCUGUGGUGUGUAAGGUGGUGUACUCCGGAUCACGUUACUCUGAACUAGCUUAGUCAUUAUUUGUAUAGUUGAGAGUCAACGGAUGCACAUGAUUCUUUCAAUGAACAGCUGCUACUGUGGUUUACAGUUAGUAUAAAUGUGCAGUAACUUUUGUGACACUGCUGAAAGGUUGGGACCUGGUUCACAGGCAAUAAAACUAUGCUGGUCCUAAUAUGGACACUGCAUUUGUAACAAUCCAGGAGGUGCAGUGGGUCCCUGAGGAGUGUCAAGGUGUCGAAAUGAUGCCUGACUUAAGGAAUUUCUAUGCCAAGUUCAUUACUUUUAAGACCAAUAAAGUGAAAGCAGCAGCUUUCAGGGAAGUAGAACAUUUUAAUGUAAAACCCGGGCCUAACUCUCAUCAGAAGCUAAUGAAGAGAGAGUACUACUUACUACUGGUAGAUUAUUUUAAUACUGGAUAAAGUUAGGAAGAAGAUUAAUAGUAAUGCUCACAUAAAAAGGGCCCAGUAAUUUGGAAGGCAGUUGAAUGAAAGGAACUUCUUGCUUGAAUUGACAUUAUUCUUCAAUGUGCCUUGUCUGAAGACUUCCAAGGAAGUCCACAAGAGGCUAUGGUUCUUGCGUCUUUCCAAGCUAGAGUGGAAAAGUUUUCCAGGGUCUGCUAUCAGGACAUUCUGCACCAUCUGUGUGAGAUGAAUCGGAAAGAUGCUGAUGUAAAGGUGUUUCAAGAAAUCCACCUACUGCAAGCCAGGCUUACAAGGAAUUUUCAGAAGGUCUACACUUGUGCACAGACCCUGUGUGUCAAAAAAUGCCCAGUGCAGAUGAGUGGUAAACAGUCCUAUAGUGACUUGCACCUGACUCUCGAUCUGGAAACUGGGUAUAUAUGAAAUAUCUGUAUUUAUUCUGUUACAUAUUUACUUACUAUGGGGGAAAAUAUCCCCCUGAUUUAUGUCCUACUCAAACUUCUUACAUCUUAUUACUAUAAGAGAUAUGUUGUGAAGUUGGAGAGUUCUGCUUCCAUUAAGGUAAUAAGAGAGGAAUGUUCUGCCUGUGAUAUAAGAUUGCUGUUAACUGUCUAUUGGGAAGACCCUCAUAACUCUGGGUAUGUAUCAUCUCCAGGAUGUAAUCUACACAGGGAUAACUAUAGAAUGUAUGAACAUUCUUCAGCUGCAGAUCAGCUGAAGGACUGGACAAUGCCUGCAGUAUUUCCAUUAUCCAAAGGAAAAGAUGCCUCUCCAUUCAUUUACCUGCAGGCCUUUUGGCUUCUCAUCCACAUUGUUUGCAUCAAUGUUUUGUCUUCUGUAUUCUCUGCAGCUGUCCCAGUCUUCUAGGAAAGGAUCUCUAGGUGAGUUCACAAAAUCUCUGCCUCGGGGGAUGAAUGCAUUUUACUUCAAUCAACCCUCCAUUUUUGCACAUUUGAACAGAACAGUUUUUACAGAUGAAGGAAGUCAAUGUUAGUUUGUCUUUUUGAAAUAUUUUUUAAAAAAUAAGUGUAAACAAAGUGUGUGUGUGUGUGUGUGUGUUUAUUUACAACUACAUAUAUCUAUUGAAGACGAUGGCUUAACUUGCAAAAUUUGGAUCUAGAUUUCCAACAUCUGAAGGUUUUGAUUCUGUCCAUUACAAAAUUACAGAUCAUUUACAAAAUUCAUAUCUAAAUUGAAUUUUGAACAUCCCAAAGUUUAGUCUGCGUGUCACUCUUUGUGGUUUACUCGGAGGAGGAGGCUCCCCAGCCAGCAAGCCAGACUCUUUAGCCAGGUUCUUGAAUGUUAACCUGAUCCUGCAGGAUGUACUAUGUUAACGUUUUAUUGUGACUUUAAUAAACAGUUUUAAAAACCAGUUAUUUUUUCUUAACCCUCAGAGAUCCUCUAAAAUGGUGUUUGAAAACCAAGCUCUGUUUUUCCUCUUACUUACAACAACCAGCACAAUUCUUCAGUCAGAAUGCAGUGGGUAGUUUUGUCAGGAUGGAAAAGUUUGGGCUAACAAACCAGGGCUGGGUCUUACAUACAUUAAAGCCAAGGGGAGUUUUACUAUUCAUCUCUGUGAGAACAAGAUUGAAACACACACCCCAACCCACCCACCGGCAGCUCUGAACUGGAAGAUACAUGUGAACAAACAUGCAAUAUAGUCAUUUUUCUGACCUUAACUAGAACUCAUGGGAACUCAGCAGGAUCACAUAGCAACAAGGUAGAAUGUUGUCUUAUGAUGCCAGAAGAAUCCAAACUGGAAUUGUAGGGUAAGUACAAUGAGAACUCUAGGGGAAGUACAUACUUUUGCGCAAUUGUACUAGAAAUGCUAUGAAAUAAGGGAAUGACUGUAUGAAAAGGGAAAGAAAAGAGGUGGUGAAAUGAAGAGAAGAGGGUAAGAGGUAGCUUCCCAAAGCCAGUGGAAGUAACAAGCUCUUUUGCAAGCCAAGAGAUGGCUUCCCAAUCAACAUCGACACCUGAUGAUUUCAAUAUAUUUUAUUCCCUGCACUUCCUAUCGCGACCCACACGCCCUCCCAGCUCUGAAACUGUGCACCUGGAGCAUUCAAAGGAUUCUAGUGAGGAAUCCAACAAUGAGACAAGCCAACUGUACCAAGGCCUCACUGGCCUGCGCAACUUGGGGAACACUUGCUACAUGAAUGCAGUUUUGCAGUGCCUCUGCAGUAUAUCCCCAUUGGUGGAGUAUUUUCUCUCAGGGAAGUAUGUAACUGCCCUACACAAGGAAAACGGUGAGGUUGCUACCGCCUUUGCCUAUUUGAUGGCCGAUAUGUGGCUGGGAGAGUUUGAGUGCAUCUCACCAGAGGUGUUUCGUUCAGUCAUCGGCGACUUAUGCCCGGCUUUUACCAAGAAGACUCAGCAGGAUGCCCAGGAGUUUCUGAUAUACGUGCUGAACGAAUUACAUGAGGCGCUUAAGAAGUCAUGCAAAAGGAGAUGCUAUGGGAACACAUCCACUUCUAGGGAAGAUAGGGGAACUGGCAGUGAAACAUCAAUCAUCACCCAGCUAUUUGAGGGGCAGCUCAGUUAUGACAUUACAUGCCUGGCGUGUCAGACCACCACCGAUAAGAACGAGGUCUUUACAGUUCUCUCUCUUCCCAUCCCUUCUGAGAGUGCCUGCUCUCUACAGGACUGUCUUGAAUGUUUCUUUCAACAAGACACACUGACAUGGAACAAUCAAAUUCACUGCUCCUUCUGUGGAACUAAGCAAGAUGCUGCAGUAAAGGCCAACAUAGGCAAGGCGCCAAAGAUGGUUAUUUUUCACUUAAAGAGGUUUGACUAUCAAGGCAGCUACAAAAGGAAACUGGGGACUAACAUCUACUAUCCACUAAGCAACUUGGAUCUUUCGCCUUAUAUUUAUCCACUCUUUCGGAAGAAUCCAAAAUACAACUUGUGUGCUGUGGUGAACCAUUUUGGUUAUCUGGAUGGUGGCCAUUAUACGGCAUUCUGCAAGCACACGCUCUCCCAGAACUGGUACAGCUUCGAUGACGCACAGGUCAGCGAGAUUCCACAAGCCUCCGUGCAGUCUGCUGCAGCUUAUCUCCUAUUCUACAGCUGUAAAGCCUUCUCUGUACCUACCAAACCCCAUAAGUACUAGGAAAACGUCUCUGUGAGAACAGUCCCAUGAUUAGAAUUCACUGACCAUGGUAGCUAAGUCCUGUUUUGCCAUUAAACUAGUGCAUCUGCAUUGC